This is a messenger RNA of Geosmithia morbida, 1491 nucleotides long. RefSeq names its product COP9 signalosome complex subunit 3. The record is from RefSeq and is a predicted model, not a curated record. Gene Ontology annotation, biological process: ubiquitin-dependent protein catabolic process. The transcript has 3 exons. The coding region runs from base 1 to 1491 and encodes 496 amino acids. Gene Ontology annotation, cellular component: COP9 signalosome. NCBI's taxonomy places the organism in Eukaryota, Fungi, Ascomycota, Sordariomycetes, Hypocreales, Bionectriaceae.
AUGGAUUAUAUCUCUUCAGUUCUGACGGCCUUCCCGGCCGCGCACUCCUUUAAUCCCGAUGAACCUGCCGAGGAGGAUCGUGCCAUCAGGUCGUACAUCUCGGCGCUGAGUGGACUGGGCGACACGCUGAGGGAGGCCGUCUUGGCGAAGCCAGAGUAUCAUCUCCGGCUACUGGACCCUUCUGCAAAUUCGAUAGGUUACCUGGCCGUCCUCGAACCUCUCAUCGCCACCAUCAGCCCUGCCUCUUCUUCAAACCACCCGUCAUCCUCGGUUGAUCGGAAUGUCGUGCUCGAUGCUACCGUCGACUUCCUCACGCAGUUCGACUCUCGUCACAUCCGCUACGUGGGCUCGCUACUUCUUUCCGUUCUAGAGUAUGUGGCUAGCGGGAAUGCCUUCUCAUCUCUCGUGACGGUUGAGCUUCUCUCGACAGUGUUACUGCGAAUCGACCCUGCCGGUUCCAUGUUCACGUCGAUCCAUCCGACCCUAGCAACGCUGGCAUACGAAUCCGACUAUAUCGACCCGGUCCUCGAAGUCAUCGACCGCGACAUUACAUCUUACCCCACCCUGUCUAGGCCCAAGGACAGCAGGCCGCUUUGUGACGCGAGCCUGUCUCCCUCGGUCUUCAUCACCGUAUCUUCCGGCAUGACGCGCGGAAUCAAGGCAAAUACCGUCCUCGAGUACAACUUCGUAUGCGGGCUGAUUUACACAUCGUGCCACCAGUGGGGAAAGGCUGUCAAAGCCUUCGAACGAGUCGUCACCCACCCCAGCAAGGACAAGGGUGUAAGCAAGAUCAUGACCGAGGCCUACAAAAGAUGGAUGCUCGUCAGCCUACUCUACUACGGCCACGCACCCACAAUCCCCCCCUAUACAUCACAGUCGGCCAAGGCGAUAUACACCAACAUUUCCGCACCCUACACCAGCAUUGCACAGCUCUUCGCCUCCUCGGACGCAGAGAAGCUCAGGCACGAGGCCGAAUCGAACCGUCCCAUCUGGGAGGAGGCUGCAAACCAAUCACUGAUUGAUCAGGUGCUAUCCGCCUACCAACAGUGGCAAAUCAUCAACAUGCGGAAGGUCUACACGCAGAUAUCCGUAUCGCAGAUUGCUGUCUCCACAUCCAGUGCUGUGGUAAACAGCCCACAGACGACCGAAGAUGAUGUCGUUACCCUAAUUGAGGGCAUGAUCGAGUCGGGGAUGCUGAAGGGCGAGCUCCACACGGCCGAAGAUGGCGCCUAUCUCAAGUUCCACGCCGACCAUGAUCGCCUAACGGAGCAAGACUUUGCCCGGCAGAUAGCCCAGUCUCACCUCAUCAUCUCAUCAGUCGGGAAGGAGUAUCAACUGGUCAAUGACUAUCUGAGUGGGAAUAGGGAGUACGUCAACCAUGUCGUACGCGAACAGAAACGGUUCGACAAGGAAGAAGAGGACCCCACCGGCAGCUUUGAGUCGCAGAUAGAGGAUGAGGAUCUAAUGACCGGCAUCAUCGCCACCGGAUGA